This is a messenger RNA of Sciurus carolinensis (gray squirrel), 2920 nucleotides long. RefSeq names its product small integral membrane protein 10-like protein 2A. The record is from RefSeq and is a predicted model, not a curated record. The transcript is spliced from 3 exons. Lineage: Eukaryota; Metazoa; Chordata; Mammalia; Rodentia; Sciuridae. Bases 145 to 381 code for a protein of 78 amino acids.
CGGCCUGAGUCAGGCGUGGGCGGGGAGAGCCUGAGGGCAGGGCUCCCCGAGGACAGCGGCGCUCCAGACCUCGCUGGCCGCCGCCCUGUAGGUCUGCGCUCCUGUAGGUCAGCGGGUCAGCUGGGCCUGCGGCGGCCCCGGCCCAUGGCGGCGUCGGCGGCUCUGUCGGCGGCGGCGGCCGCGGCGGCUCUGUCGGGCCUGGCGGUGCGGCUGUCACGCUCGGCCGCCGUCCGCGGCUCCUACGGCGCCUUCUGCAAGGGGCUCACCCGCACGCUGCUCACCUUCUUCGACCUGGCCUGGCGGCUGCGCACGAACUUCCCCUACUUCUACGUGGUGGCCUCGGUGAUGCUCAACGUCCGCCUGCAGGUGCGGAUCGAGUGAGCGCCAGCCGCGGCGGUGGCGGGGUCGGAGCGUCGCCCGCCCUCCAGCGCCGGGCCAGGACGCCUUGCGAAGGGCAGCGGGACCUCCCGGGGCCGCCCGGACGCUUUGGGGCGCGGAGGCGGAGUGGCCUGGGCCCCUGCAGCCGUAGCCACCCGCGGCGGGGGACCGCCACCCGGCCCCGGCCCCGACUGCAGAGAGACUCACGCCACGAGUCCUUUGCGUUGGCUCGAGGAAAUGAGGAGCCCGAGUCCGGCCGACCUGUUGCCUCACGCUGGCCAGAACCCGGGAACCGGGGAACCGGGGAACCGGAAAGAGGGAAUUUUACCGCAGCGAAUUCAUUUGCCAAGUCUGAGCAAAAAGACACAGAUGAGUGGAAAAGAGGUGAUCCUGCCUCUCCCUACCCCCCGCAGCCUUGCUCUGUGACCAUCAGCCCAGGCUUCCUACAGGGCCGGCCACUGUCCUCUCAGAACCACAGAAGCCCAUCCUCCAGCCACGGACAAGGCAGGAAGCCCACUGUGUGCGCAGGGAAUUUGGGAAAAUGAAAGACUCUCCCUGAGCAGGCAGUGAUCUUUGUAGGUGGUGGCCCGCCCCUUCUGUGGCCUUGUCAAGAGUCUGAUCCCUGCCUGGAGGUGCUUCUGACCUGCAGCUGCCUGGGAGCAACGGAGUGGAAUGCCCAGGAGGAGAGGAAGGGCCUUCCUAGUAGAGGCCUAGCAUGGGCAGAGGCCCUAGGGGUGGGGUGGCCUAGGGAUUGGGCCCUGGCAUGGGAAGGAGGGUCCUGUUUCCUGGGAACUGAGCUCUCCUAGCAACACUGUGAGGGAGAUGUGUUCUCCCGCCUGAUGGGGCUCCAGGGAAGGGGCUGGGAUUUGCCCUUGUCACCCAGCUGGGAGGGUGGAGCUGAGUCUGCUGCUGGACCUGCAGCCUCCCACUCCCUCCACAGACUUGCUUAAGACCUGGCAGCAUGUGGGAUGGGGAGGGAGCACGGAGCUCCCAGGGGACCUAGGAAGAGAGGGUCCAGGGGUAGGAAAUCUGGGGAUCUGGCUUUCCUUGGAGUGGUAUGGAAGGUCCCAGGGAAGAGGAACAGUGAGCUGAGAUGGGGCACAAGAGAGAUGGGUCCCAGGACCCUCUGGGGUGCAGAGUCCUCAGCACAGAGCCUCCCCUUCCCAUAGCACCUUAGCUUGACAACUCCUCAGCAGCUGUGUGGCACAAGCCUCUCAGUUUGGUGGUGGAGUGGGGAAGAGGGUGGCUCUCUGCUCCUAGGGACAUGAUAUAUCCAGGAGGUGGGGUGAAAUAGGGCUGGGACUGUCCCUCUGACCUCGGGCUCAGGCUCCCAUCCCUAGGGUCACACAGGAGCAUCUCAUCCACAUGACCUGGGAUGGCCCUGGAGGCCCCAGGCUUGCUGCUGUUUGGGAUCCCCAAAUGGCCAGAAGUGGAGUCCUCACCACCCAUGCCCAUUCCCUCAGCUCAAGGCCCAUGUGCUGAGUUCCUGGGACCCAAAGCUGCAGAACCCUGGCCAGUCCCAGGGACCAAGUGAGCCAGCCUCCCACCCUCUGCCCUCCUCAGCUGCCCACUGAACCUGGGGUCUCCAAUGAAGAUCUCAGUUUGUCUCAAUUUGUUUGGAGGCUUUAACAUGGCUGCCUUGUACUCCUGCGGUUUCCCAAAGUCUAGGCCUGAUAGCUUCCUUCCUUGUGCCAGGUCUCUGGAGCCCUGGACCCUGCUGACCCUUCUCAUCCACCCCAGUCUUGUACACUCAGGACCACUUCCGGAGACCUGUUAGCCUCUGACCUCAUCCACAGGUCUCUGGGUGCCACCUCUGUGGGACAAGAGACACCCAGGACAGGAGAAGAGGAAAGCAGGAGCCAGGGGGCGCUCCUUGGGUCUGCUACUCAGUUCUGGCCCUUUCAGACCCUGCUCUUGCCCUCUGUGUCAAGACCUCCAGCUCCAGCCUCUUCCUCAGCCAGCAGGGAAGGAAGGAGGAAGGCCCUUCGCUGUGUGUGCACGUGUUUGAGUACGCAUGUGUGUGAGUGAGCUAGUGUGGGUGUGAGCUAGGGCAUGGAGCUGUUGAAUAUAAGGAGCUGCUCUGGCUGCCAGCCCUCUCUGCAAAGGGCCCAGCCUGGGGCCUUGGAGCCCUUCCCUACGGGGAGAGAGGUGUGUGGAGCCUCAGGGCCCACCCUCAGGUCUCCACUCCAGGGAAACCCAACCCUGCCCAGCACCCGGGCUUGGUCUGUGGCGCCUCUGCCAAAAAGGAUGGGCCCCAGGUGUCCUCCACUGUUGGGGCCUUGCUUUCCUGCCUCCCCUCUUGCCCGCUUUCUCUCCCCAUGGGUCCUUGCUGCGUGAUGGGGUCUCAAUGCACUUUAUUUAUUUGCAGUCUGUGUUCCAGGUGCUGGAGCUUCUGCAAAUUCAGAGACCCAGCCUGGAUGACUUUACACUUCUGUGUGAUGAUCUCUGCGCUGGCCAGCACCAUCUGGUCAGGGACAUGUUGUUUCUGAUAUUGUCACAUGUUGUUGUCUCCCCAUGUUAAAAAGAAAGUCCUUGCUCAGAA